This is a messenger RNA of Neolamprologus brichardi, 2540 nucleotides long. NCBI's taxonomy places the organism in Eukaryota, Metazoa, Chordata, Actinopteri, Cichliformes, Cichlidae. The record is from RefSeq and is a predicted model, not a curated record.
CUGCACCGGGUGUAACCAGCGAGCUAACAUUAGGCUAGUUAGAUGUAGCUAGCUAGCUAUAGAUAUUUGUGGGUGUACGCAGCUGUAGAAUGAACCUUAUACACGCAAAUAUUGAGGGGCAGCAAUAAAACGUGUUGCUGUCACUUCGUUUUAAAGUCGCACUAUUGUUGCCGUCGACGUCUUCGGUCUGUUUGUUUGCCCCAUUAGCUGCCUUGUGUUGGUCUGUUAGCCUCCUCAGCUAGCCAGUGUCGUAUGGGUAUCAGAGUUAGCAGUGACUUCACCCGGCUGCUGGUUGCCUGAUCUUUCAUUUUGGACACGUCAAGGUCCCUCCAGUCUGUAGCUUAAGUUUAGGGGGUGUGAUGUCAGAAGCCAAGACCCCCACUCCCACCCCUCCUGGAGACACAUACAAAGGAUGGGUGUUCAAGUGGACAAAUUACAUCAAGGGUUAUCAGCGGAGGUGGUUUGUGCUGAGCAAUGGGCUGCUGUCAUACUACAGGACCCAGGCAGAGAUGGGUCACACGUGUCGGGGCACCAUCAACUUGGCUACAGCUACUAUCACUGUGGAUGAUGCCUGCAACUUUGUCAUCUCCAAUGGAGGGGCACAAACAUAUCACCUCAAGGCCAGCUGUGAGGUGGAACGUCAGCGAUGGAUCACUGCCCUGGAGCUGGCCAAAGCCAAGGCUGUCCGCAUGCAGGCAGAGUCAGAUGACUCGGGCGAUGACUUCCCUUCAUCGUCACCACGCAUCACACAAGGUGGUGGGUCACAAAAUUCAGAAGUCCAGUCUGCUCUCAGAACCCUGAGCAACAAAGUGGAGGAUCUGAGCACCUGCAACGAUCUGAUCUCAAAGCAUGGCUCUGCCCUCCAGAGGUCAUUAGCAGAACUGGAUGGUUUACGUCUGACUGGAGAGGCUGGGGAUAAGAUUCGCCAGGUCACAGAAAGAGCCACUCUGUUCCGCAUCACCUCUAACGCCAUGAUCAAUGCGUGCCGAGACUUCUUGACGCUGGCACAAACUCACAGCAAGCGAUGGCAAAAGGCCCUGCAGGCUGAGCGUGAGCAGAGAGUGCGGCUGGAGGAGACUUUAGAGCAACUGGCCAAACAGCACAAUCACCUCGAGCGAGCAUUCAGAGGAGCCGCACAGGCUAAUGCUAGUCCAGACAAUAAAGGUGCUGCUGGGCCAGGAAAAGGUGAGGCCAGUGAUGAGGAUGAUGACAAUGAGUUCUUUGAUGCCAUGGAAGAAGCCCCCGAGUUUAUCACUGUACCUGCGGACCCCCAGUUUCACAAAAGGUCAAGCAGUAAUAUCAGCGGCCUCAAUAGUGAAUUGUGUGCAGAUGAUCAGUCGCUUAACGAGGAGCCUCUUGCGAUGAACCAGGAGUCCCCCUCCCAGGAGCUGGUACCCUUAAAGAAGAGGCGGACACGCAUCCCAGACAAACCAAACUACUCCCUCAACCUUUGGAGCAUCAUGAAAAACUGCAUCGGCAAAGAGCUGUCUAAGAUCCCGAUGCCUGUUAAUUUCAAUGAGCCCAUCUCCAUGCUGCAGCGGUUGUCUGAGGACCUCGAGUACCACGAGUUGCUGGAUAAGGCCGCAAAGUGUCAGAACUCUUUGGAGCAGAUGUGCUACGUGGCCGCCUUCGCAGUGUCUGCCUACUCCACCACAGUCUACCGCACGGGAAAGCCUUUCAACCCUCUGCUGGGAGAAACGUAUGAGUUGGACCGCAAGAGAGAAAGUGGCUACCGCUCCCUAUGUGAGCAGGUGAGUCACCACCCACCUGCUGCUGCACAUCAUGCUAUCUCUGAUCGUGGCUGGACGUUGAGACAAGAAAUCACAGUUGCGAGCAAGUUCAGGGGGAAAUACCUCUCCAUUAUGCCUUUGGGCACAAUUCAUGCAGUCUUUGAGAAGAGCAAUAAUCACUACACAUGGAAGAAAGUUAACACCACGGUGCACAACAUCAUUGUCGGAAAACUUUGGAUCGAUCAGUCUGGUGAGAUAGACGUAGUAAACCACACCACCGGAGACCGCUGCCACUUAAAGUUUGCUCCUUACAGCUACUUCUCCAGGGAUGUAGCCAGAAAGGUUACAGGUGUGGUAAUGGAUAAAGAUGGAAAGGCGCACUACGUGCUGUCGGGCACAUGGGACGAGAAGAUGGAGUUCUCCAAGGUGAUGCAGAGCAGCCGAGGAGGCGAGAACGGCACUGAGGGCAAACAGAAGACGGUCUAUCAGACCCUUAAAGCCAGAGAGUUGUGGAGAAGAAACCCUUUACCCGAUGGAGCAGAAACCAUGUACUACUUUACUGCCUUGGCCUUGACCCUGAACGAGCCUGAGGAGGGCGUGGCUCCCACGGACAGCCGACGCCGGCCUGACCAGCGCUUAAUGGAGGAAGGUCGCUGGGACGAGGCCAAUGCCGAGAAGCAGCGGCUGGAGGAGAAGCAGCGCACCGCCCGCCGUGAGAGAGAGAGGGAGGCCGCAAGCCAACGCACCUCGAGUCAAUCAGAAGAAGCUGUCGAUGAGGACUCUGUUACUGAUCCCUCCUUGAAAGGCAAG